Molecule: messenger RNA, 2307 nt
Organism: Solenopsis invicta (red fire ant)
Lineage: Eukaryota; Metazoa; Arthropoda; Insecta; Hymenoptera; Formicidae
Product: odorant receptor 33a
Exons: 3
Coding region: 1799-2155 (118 amino acids)
Biological process (GO): detection of chemical stimulus involved in sensory perception of smell; sensory perception of smell
Cellular component (GO): plasma membrane
Molecular function (GO): odorant binding; olfactory receptor activity
Source: RefSeq, a predicted model, not a curated record
GAGAUAAUAUUUAUUUAAAAGUUAAUAUUUUUACUUAAACAGGACAAAUUGCUUGCAUCAAAAUGUAUGAUUUAAAAAAAAUGUAUUCUUUUAUUAAAAAUUUUUUUUCUGAGUGUAUAUAACAAAAGAUGUGGAUAUAACAUCUUUUAAAUAAUUAGUCUGUGUGUAGACGGGGUCUUAAUGCCUAGUCAUCUAAAGUUCUCAACAUUUUCAUUUUCAUUAAAGAUAUGUUAGGUGCAUUAUAGAAAACUGAAACGCAGCUAACCCAUGAUGAUCCCGUGUAUACAUAUAUAGGUUAAUUGUUUAAAAUGGAACAGAAUUUGCGGCACGCAUUGCACAUUUUUAGUUUGGAUCCGUUUAAAGUUAAUGGUCUACGGCAGAAAUGAGCAACGCCGAGUCUUGAAAUAGAGAGAAGUUGUCAAUAUCGACAUGAGUUUUUUAAAGUGAUACCCUUGUUGUUUUUCAGAGACUAAAUGUGAUUGAUACUGAUUGAAAAAUAAUCUGCUUAGAUACUCAGUAAAAUACUAACAAUUUGCAAUCUUUUUAAAUGUCGAAAUGCUAUUGUUCUUUCAAUGUUGAAUCUCUAAAGAAUCUCUUCAAAUGAAAAUAAUCUCUUCGUAAAUAAUUUUGCAUAAAUUGCGCACAAUAUCAUCAUUUGUGUCAAAAGAUUUACCAGAGCGCGGUUGAUCGUCAAAAUGGAAAUUAUCAGGUCUAAAAUUUGCAAACUAUUUCUUAAUAGUUCGAAUUGCUGGUGUACGAUUCUGAUAGGUAUCUUGUAUAAUAUAAUAGUUCCAACAAUUACACUCUUCCGAAAUUCGUAAAGCAUAAUGUACCGUAAAUACGACUUUUUUUGCUCAUUUCCAAAAAAUUUUUUACAUUGUAAACUCAAUAAAGACACACGAGUUUUUAUUUAAGUGAUCAUUGAAUAUAUCGUUUCACCAUAGAUGAACAAUACAUAUCAUAAUAAUAACAAAAUAGUCAAAAUACUAUACAAUUUUCCUAAUAAUGUCUUAGAAUCAAACACGAAUUUUUGCACUUACUCAAUAUAAUUAAAAAACAAAAUAGUAUGUCGGUAUUGACAAUCUUUCUAUAUAUAUAAUACAUAUAUGGCACUCCUGCAAGAAAAGUAAUACAAGAAAAAAUUUUCUAAUUUAGUAUUAUGUGCAAAUUAUGUUUUAAAUAUAUCGACCUUCAAUCAGAGGAAAUAAAAUAGAUUGAAUUCAAAUGUUUGCGUGAGUCCGUUAAUCGCUAGGACCAGAAUUCAAAUAAUAUUAAAUUCAAAUAAUGUUCUAUAAUAAGUCAAGAACAAUGUACAAUUUUAGAGUCCCAUCUACCAACGAGUAUAACGUUGCAAUUUUGUUCAGAAAAGAUGACUAACUUAAAUUUUAAAGUACAACCAAUAAAAAAAGAAAAUGUAGAUUAAAAGCAAAAAAUAAAUACAAAAAAUAAAACAAGAAUUUCUAAUAAGACAUCAAAAUAUAAUAAAUGGUUAUAUUAAUUCUAGAUAAUUUAAAAAAGUAAUUUAUGAUUAGCUUUGACAAUAAGUUUCUUUCUGUUUAUUACAAUAAUUUUAAAAUACGUAAUUUUUGUUCUCUCUUCUAAACAAUUUUAUAUUUUUGAAAAAAGAUAAUUUUGUAAUAUAUUUUUGACUUGUGCUACUUUUUUUGUGUGAUGUACAUAUAAUAAAUAUAUAACAUAAUAUUUUGUUUUAACAUAUUUUUGUCCAAAAAUAUUAAAUUUUAGAUUUGCUUUCAUUUUAAAUACAAAGUUUAAUCUGAUUAUUGGUGUUCAAUUUCUAAUGACUGCAAUAAUAAUGUGUUUCGGCCUUUAUCAAAUAAGUGAAACAACAGCAAAACUUAAAUACGCUGAAUCGCUAUUAUGUACAUCGUGUGUAUUAACGCAAAUUUUUCUUUAUUGCUGGUAUGGUAACGAAGUAAAGGUAAAGAGUUAUCAAAUGGUAGAUAACAUUUUCGAAACGAAGUGGAUGAGAUUGGACAAAAAUAACCAGAAGUCUUUGAUGAUAAUAAUGAGACGAACAACUGUGCCCAUUCAGAUUACCUGUGCUUAUGUUAUACCUGUAAAUCUUGAUUCUUUUAUGGGUAUACUUAAGAUGUCGUAUUCCACUUACAACUUGUUUCAACAAAUGCGGCAAUAAUUAAGUAAAAGACUGAUAGAAUCAAAGGGCUGUUCAUAUUACGAAAACAAAUCUGUGUAGAGACUGGAAAAAAGGAGAAAGAUAAUUAAGAUUUCAUAAUUUAAUUAACACUCAAAUUACGUAUUAAAAAAAUAUAUAUGUACAUAUCUAAA